AUGCGAUCAAUGAAGUCGUAGGUGUGGGAGUGUGGUAGGAGGGGGCUACUGAAUCAUUUAGAGAAAUAAUAAAUAAACCAUGGUUAACCCGAGAUUAUAACCCGAAUUAAUCUUUCAAGGACAGAAAUGAACGGGAUUAAUGAAGCCAUGGAGGUGGAGAAACAAAACACGAUUGACAGCACUUCCUCCACCCCUGAUGUGUCUCCUUCAGAAAAUCACCACUCCUCCACCCUCGGCACCGUUAUCCCCAACCGUAUUUUUGUUGGGGGAAUUGACUACAAGGUUAAUGUGAGCGAACUGCGGCAUAUUUUCUCGCAACAUGGGGCUGUUAAAGAGGUGAAGAUUGUUAUUGAUCGGUUAGGAAUGUCAAAGGGCUACGGAUUUGUUACGUUUGAAAGCCAAGAAGAUGCUCUGAAAAUCCUUAAUAAUGCGAGUGACAUCUGUUUCAAAGACAAGAAGCUCAGCAUUGGCCAAGCUGUCCAGAAGCAUCAAAUUUCCCGACAAACUAAGAGUCCCCCCAAGUUGAGCCCUGAAGCUGCCACUCCUCAGCAGAUAUCCUGUGGGACCUCAUCUGUAGGUUAUCCACACACCUACCACAAUGGAGUCGCCUACGUCUACAGCCCCAACGCGAACCCUCCUGCCUUCCACUGGCCUCCUGAACCUCCGCAGAUGCGCACUCAGCCUCAUCAGCCUUUCCACCAGCAACCAGCGUAUCACCACUACCAGUGUGUCCCAAACCAGCCUCACUGGAGUCCCGUCCAGCAGCCGAUGCCCUCCAGUUCAGCCGUGUACUCCCAGCAGUCAGGACGUCUUUACCAUCCUCCCGAUGGAGGCUCUUUCCAGGCUCCUGUACCCAUCAUGGGGGACACCACAACAGAGUUUUUAGAGCCGACGGUGCAGCAUUAUUACCCGAUAUAUCCUCAGAGAGCGGAAGGAAUGACGCCCAUUAUUCUGCAGCAUGACCCUGGAAAGAGUGUGAUGUUUCCGUCCUCGCGCGUCCACCUGAAGUCGAAGUACCAGCGCUUCAUGCGCCACAGGGACUACACCUGUCUGCCAGACGCAAGAGAGCAGCCGGACGCCUCCACGUCCUACACCUCACAACCUCCCAUGUAGGCAAAAAACACAGACACCUCCUCAAGGAAACAUGUCGUUCCUCUCGCUGCCCUUUCUCCGCGGGCUUACGCGUAGUCUAUCAGCUGUUAAACCCGUGGCUCGUAUCGUGAUGCAGGUAAGCUCUCGCCUCGCAGGCUUCUCAGGCCUCACCGUCCAGUGGCUCGUAUUUCAUACUGCACGUUAGGUUGACAGUAUUUGCUCUUAGUUUUUCUACAUUAAACACAACAAAAUGAAGCAAUGCUAAAUACUUACAAGUAAAUCUGUAGCGUGGUAACACUAUAUAUUUCAGAGGUGUUGAAUUCCCAGAGCUUCAGCCAAUAAGUUCUUAAAAAAAAAAAUUAUAAUAAUAUCAGGUUAUCCAUCAAACAAAAAGCAAAACGUGACCAUCAUCACCAUAAUAUGUUACAGCUGAGAUUAUCAAAGCAUUUUUUUUUUUUUUUUGUAUUUCAUACCAUGUCAGCUUUCUCCUGUACGUGACAAGACAAAGGAGCAACACUGCAGGCGCUCCGUAGAUCACAUUUAUCGGAUUUAGCUCCAGUUCCUGUGCUUCGUCAAUGUUGGAACCUGUCCUCUGAUCCGCCACGAUUGGUUCUCACCCACUUUAUUUCAGAGCCAAACAUUUGCUUUUGCAGUUUCAUCAUCAAUUAUUUCAAAAACCUACUUGCUGGGAAUAAUUUCCGCUAAAUUUUGUGUAUAAAAAUUAGCCGCUAGUUGAGUGUUCUCAUGUUACGGAGUUUUUAUGUUCUGCAGUUCAAGUGGCAUUUAACAAAUCGCCAACAAGCCUGCUUUAAAAUGUCUUUUAAAAAGCUUUAUUUAUCUACUUGUAGCAUUUUUUGGCAUGAUGUCAGUGUAACGGGUUUAAUUCUCUUGUUGAAUGUGGUCAGUUUGAAUCAUUUUCAAGGUAAAAUGUUCUUAAAAGUUUACUAGAAUUGAAACGGUCAGUGUGCUUUCCUUACAUUACUACUGGUCUUAUUGUAUUUUCAAACUGCCCAGUCUGAAAUAUUCUGGUGCUUUGUUUACAGUUUUGUUUUUUGAUAUAUUUGCAGUGCUUACUCUCUACUUGCUCUGUAAUAUUGCAUGUAACAGUGCAGUACUUUUCCAUUUUCCUCGGUUCCUCAGUUGAAAUAAAUGUUUUGCAGCCGUGCUGCUUCUGUUUAA
This is a messenger RNA of Mugil cephalus (flathead mullet), 2271 nucleotides long. Its product is annotated as protein boule-like. Gene Ontology annotation, molecular function: RNA binding. The record is from RefSeq and is a predicted model, not a curated record. The coding region runs from base 127 to 1113 and encodes 328 amino acids. The transcript has 11 exons. NCBI's taxonomy places the organism in Eukaryota, Metazoa, Chordata, Actinopteri, Mugiliformes, Mugilidae.